AAUUCUCCAGGGUGCUGAAUCAGGCAGCCAGUGGCUGGGCACUAAUGAGCAGCCCCUGACAGAAGAGGAGUGGAGCUCUCAGCAUCCAGCAUCAAGCCAUUGGUCCUGGCUUUGAGCCUGCAAUGAAUUAUAAAUGGGGAGGGGUUGGGAUGCAGAUUUGGCAUCAGGAGUAGGCUCACAUACACACACACGGCUAGGCAACCUUAGAAGCAGAGUUGCUCUGCUUGGCAUACGAGGAGAGAUGCAGUAAGAUAAGGCACAUUGUCCUUUACAGUUUACUGCUUCAGCAUUUAUUCCCCCCCCCCUCCUCUGCAUUUGCUUUGCAGACUUAAAACCUCUCCACUUCAUUUCAAACCCUCCAAGUCAGGAAGAUGAAAGGAUUUGUGAUAGAGUGUGCAAUUGCUGGCAUGGUUCUGCUGUGUGCUAGAAUUUCUGCCACUGCUGGGAGCGCUGCCCUCACCGGACAUUUCUUGGUGGACUUACCCCAAGCUGGAGAAGAAGAAGCGAAGAAACUUGCAGAAGAAUAUGGCUUUGAAGGGGUCAGAAAGCUACCCUUUGCAGACAGUUUAUACCAUUUCUAUAACAAUGGAGCUACAAAGUCCAGGAGAAAACGUAGUAUCAAAAACCAUUUGUCAUUGCACCCCAAGGUAAGGAAAGUUGUGCAACAAGAAGGUUUUGACCGAAAGAAACGAGGCUACAGGGACAUAAAUGACAUUGAUAUUAACAUGAAUGAUCCUCUUUUUACAAAACAGUGGUAUCUGAUCAACACAGGUCAAGCAGAUGGGACUCCGGGGCUUGAUUUAAAUGUGGCAGAAGCUUGGGAGUUGGGAUACACAGGGAAAGGAGUUACCAUAGCAAUCAUGGAUGACGGAAUAGAUUACCUUCACCCCGAUCUUGCCUCAAAUUAUAAUGCAGAGGCAAGUUAUGAUUUCAGCAGCAAUGAUCCUUAUCCAUAUCCGCGCUACACUGAUGACUGGUUUAACAGCCACGGCACUCGCUGUGCAGGAGAAGUUUCUGCUGCUGCAAACAAUAAUAUUUGUGGAGUGGGAGUUGCGUAUAACUCAAAAGUAGCUGGAAUCCGUAUGCUGGACCAACCCUUUAUGACGGAUAUAAUCGAAGCUUCAUCCAUCAGUCACAUGCCACAGGUCAUAGACAUUUAUAGCGCCAGCUGGGGACCCACUGAUGAUGGCAAAACAGUGGAUGGACCAAGAGAAUUGACAUUACAGGCCAUGGCAGAUGGUGUAAACAAGGGUCGCGGAGGGAAGGGCAGCAUUUAUGUCUGGGCAUCUGGAGACGGUGGAAGUUACGAUGACUGCAACUGCGAUGGUUAUGCAUCGAGCAUGUGGACGAUCUCCAUCAACUCAGCAAUCAAUGAUGGCAGGACCGCACUGUAUGAUGAAAGCUGCUCCUCCACGUUAGCCUCUACAUUCAGCAACGGUAGAAAAAGUAAUCCCGAAGCUGGCGUGGCGACAACGGAUUUGUAUGGAAACUGUACCCUACGUCACUCAGGAACAUCAGCAGCUGCACCAGAAGCAGCUGGCGUCUUUGCCUUGGCCCUUGAGGCUAACCCAGGUCUCACCUGGAGGGACUUGCAACACCUAACAGUGCUGACAUCUAAAAGGAAUCAACUCCAUGAUGAAGUUCAUAAAUGGCGCAGGAAUGGCGUCGGCUUAGAAUUUAACCACUUGUUCGGCUAUGGUGUGCUCGACGCUGGUUCCAUGGUUAAAAUGGCGCGAGAGUGGAAAACUGUGCCUGAGAGAUUUCAUUGUAUCGGAGGAUCAAUACAGGAGCCAAGGAAAAUACCUUCUGACGGAAAAUUGGUUCUUACGCUUACGACUGAUGCCUGCGAAGGAAAGGAAAACUUUGUUCGAUACCUUGAACAUGUGCAAGCAGUUAUAACGGUGAAUUCUACAAGGCGAGGUGACUUAAACAUCAACAUGACAUCACCAAUGGGAACCAAGUCCAUCUUAUUGAGCCGCCGUCCCCGAGAUGAUGACUCGAAAGUUGGCUUCGAUAAAUGGCCAUUCAUGACAACUCACACGUGGGGGGAGGAUCCAAGAGGGACUUGGAUUCUCGAGAUUGGGUUUCUUGGGAGCAUGCCAGAGAAAGGUGUUUUAAAAGAAUGGACCCUGAUGCUGCACGGAACUCAAAGUGCUCCCUAUAUAGACCAAAUAGUUAGAGAUUACCAGUCAAAAUUAGCUAUGUCCAAGAAAGAAGAGCUAGAAGAGGAACUGGAUGAAGCUGUUGAAAGGAGCCUGAAAAGUUUACUAAGCAAAAACUAGCACCGUACUGCAUGUCUGUCUUAUAUAUUCCUUUCCAGGAUUUUCUCUUUCUAACACUUAAAUUUCUCUAUAGUAUAAAAUGGCCUCCUGGUACCAUAUGUUUAUGAAAUAUUUAUAGCCAUCUAUUCCUUUAUUUGGAAUCAAAUAAAUAUAUAUUUUUACAGUGUUACCCCUAAUAUUGACAACUGAAAAUGAACACACUCAUGGAAAAUGUUGUGUCCAAUUAUCAUUAUUUAUUGAACAAAGCAAAAAGUAAUUGUUUAAAAAAAAAACCUAGCUGGAAUAGAAUCUACUCUUUGAUGAAGGAGAAUUUAACAAAAUUAAUAUUCCAAACUAUCUAAAAAUAAUGAAAGGGGAACUAUGAUGAAAUUGUAGCUCAAAUAUAUUGUAAAUAAUGGAUCUGAUUCAGAGAUGCAGAAUGCUAUGCAUCGGUCAUCUGAGUAACCCUAAGGUUACUCUGGAUGUCCGGGAUAUUCAUACAGUUGAAGAUAGAGAAGCUGCAUCCAGCAUGCUCAGAAAAUGGGCAACACGUUUAUUGGAUAUUUGCUAUAUUCCAUGUUUUAUUAUAGUUCUCCUUUAACAUUUAAAUAUGGUAUGCACUGCAUACACCCCUGACGUGGGAUUGGCAUGCACUGCACACGCCCCUGACCUGGGAUUGGUAUGCACUGCACACACCCCUGACCUGGGAUUGGUAUGCACUGCACACACCCUUGACAUAGGAUUACCUUGCACUGUACACACCCCUGACCUGCGAUUGGCAUUCACGGUACACACCCCUGAUCUGGGAUUGGCUUGCACUGCGCACACCCCUGACCUCGGAUUGACAGUUUUUGAUAGCUAGUCUGAUCAACUGUUGCAAGAAAUCUCCCACUUCUCACUGGCGUUCCUGCUAACCUAACCUCAUCCACUUGUAGACCUAUUAACAUUACCUAUUAACAAUGAACAUUCCGUAUUAUACUUUUUAUUCUCUCUCUCUAGUCUUACGCACUGUCUCUCUCAAUAAAUAUAUAUAUCUAUCUAUCCGUUACAGCAACUUGUAUAGUAUUUUAGCUAUAAAUUUCAGAAUGGGGAAAAGACAUGAUUUAUAGAAAAUGUUUAUUACUUUAAAUUAAUGUUUUAAUAAAUUAUUUUAAGAUUCUUCAAGGGAAUUUAUUUUUUUUAUCACAAUGCCCGCAACAACUGCCAAGUGUGCAAUAAAAUAUCAGAAAACGUAAGUAGCAUUGGUUUUAUAACAGCGUGGCAGAAGUAAAUGGAUAUAUUAAAGCACAAUCUAUAUAUUUUUCAUAUUGUCUGAGCAUAUUUAUGCAGGGUAUAGUAAAAUAAAUUACAGGAAUUUCCUCCACUUCUAGUGUAAAACACAAGUGUAUUAUGCCAUAAUCAGGUUCCAAUUAUUAAAAGAUAACAAAAGUGUUUUAUUUGGAGAGAUGAUAAUAAACCAAAGGAAAUUAUGUAUAUGAGUGUAUGUAUAUUGAAGGUAACACACAUAAACCAACACAAUCAGUACAGUGUGCAACUCACACAUGUGCAUGUAUAUGUGCUAAUGAUAUCAGAAUUACUAUUUUUUAAAGUCAUCACUUUCUGUAUAAAAUCCUUGGUCUUCAGUUGACCUCUGUGAAAUGACAGAUGACCAUGUUCAUUAAUUUGCAUUGCAUUCCUGUAAACAUGAAGUUAUAUGUUGAAGAAAAAAACAUUAAAAGUCUUAUAUAGCAGCAUUUUUUAAA
Messenger RNA from Pseudophryne corroboree (corroboree frog), 4003 nucleotides. RefSeq names its product proprotein convertase subtilisin/kexin type 2 (gene PCSK2). Gene Ontology annotation, cellular component: neuron projection; membrane. The record is from RefSeq and is a predicted model, not a curated record. Gene Ontology annotation, molecular function: serine-type endopeptidase activity. The transcript is spliced from 12 exons. NCBI's taxonomy places the organism in Eukaryota, Metazoa, Chordata, Amphibia, Anura, Myobatrachidae. Bases 372 to 2282 code for a protein of 636 amino acids. Gene Ontology annotation, biological process: peptide hormone processing.